Messenger RNA from Pleurotus ostreatus (oyster mushroom), 525 nucleotides. RefSeq lists its product as uncharacterized. The record is from RefSeq and is a predicted model, not a curated record. The coding region runs from base 1 to 525 and encodes 174 amino acids. Lineage: Eukaryota; Fungi; Basidiomycota; Agaricomycetes; Agaricales; Pleurotaceae. The transcript has a single exon.
AUGGCAGCCUAUCUACCCUCCUACGGUCGUCCCCAAGGUGCCUAUGCGCCCAGUGGUGACUGGACUGUCAAAGACCCGGCGCAGGCGCUCCAAGUCUUCCUCAUGGUCGAUCCCGCUGCUCGACGCUCCCGAACUGGAGCCGCAAACACCCCCAAGGACUCUCACUGGAUGCUGGCCUGGCAUGUAGGGACUACACUUUCGGGUCAUGAAGCUCACCGACGCUGCCAUCUGCGACAAGACCCCGGGGUUCCUCACCUGACGAACUGGGGAGUGCUCACUGGGGCUGUAGAAAGCCAUGAGCUGCAGAGGCUCGUCCGUGUGCCUUUGGCGAUCUUGGAGAAAGAUGCCCGCCUUAAGCUGGAGGCGAUUGCUAAUACCACGCAGGUCAGAGUUCCGGACGGUCGAUGGAACUGCCAGGACUGGUGCAUCGAGGUUCUGAACCAAGCGGCUAUGGCAAGGAUCUUCAGCCCCGCUGCCGUCCAGACCGCAAUCGCGAGAGCUCAACAGGUUCCUCUUCACGAUUAA